Molecule: messenger RNA, 2440 nt
Organism: Cyprinus carpio (common carp)
Lineage: Eukaryota; Metazoa; Chordata; Actinopteri; Cypriniformes; Cyprinidae
Product: transcriptional repressor p66-alpha-like
Biological process (GO): negative regulation of transcription by RNA polymerase II
Cellular component (GO): NuRD complex
Molecular function (GO): sequence-specific DNA binding
Source: RefSeq, a predicted model, not a curated record
UCCCUAUUUCCGUUUGCCGGUGUUCUGCUUCCGGUCUGUCUAAAAUCUAUUUUGACAUACGCACUUGAAGUGUCAAAGUUUACCAUGAGCUCCGGUUCGACGUGUGCUGUAUCGGGCUGCUACAACAACUCGAAAAAACUGAAGAGUUUUCAAGAAAACCUCUGUGAGGAGCAUAAAAAAGUCAGGAGUGAAUGUCCGUGCCCAGCGCCGUAUGCCUUGCACUGUAUGCCGUCAAAAGAGGAGAGGAAACAGGCCUGGCUCGCGGCUUUGAAAUUAAAAAAUCCUCCGAAGAGAGUUUACGUGUGUUCGUUUCAUUUCGUCGAUAAAAAGCCCACAGAGCUGCAUCCGGAUCCUGAACUCUACCUAGGUCUCAACCGCCCUCAUCAAGGCAGACGAAAACAACUCCAUGAAGCUGACGGACUCGGUGAGAAGAUGUCGGAAGACGCAGUGCGUCAGACACGUAGUCAAAAGCGGGCGUUGGAGCGAGAUGCCCCUGCUUCAGAGGCCGACUUGAAGAGGGUCAAGCUGGAGAGAGGAGAGCUUGGAGCUGUAGAUGGACUGAAAACCAAAAGCGAGCAGGCCAACAAGGUGGCUAACAUCCUGCGGGCCGGGGAGGUGAAGGCCACCAUCAAGGUGGAGGUGCAGACCGGCGACGAGCCCGUGGACAUGAGCACAUCUAAGAGUGACAUAAAGAAAGAGCGACCUCCGACUCCAGAUGAUGUCAUUGUUCUGUCGGACAAUGAGCCUUCUAGUCCUUGUAUGAAUGGGGUCAGCUACAGUUUUAAGAAGGCAGAUACUGAGAUGCUAAUGAAAAGCAGCCCGGCUGAACGUGAGCGUAUCAUCAAACAGCUGCAGGAAGAACUGCGUCUACAGGAGGUCAAACUGGUCCUGCUGAAGAAACUCAGACAGAGUCAGACCCAAAAAGAUGUUGUGCAAAAGUCAAACAAUUCUGUGGCAGCUCCACCACCUCUCGUCAGGGGCAGCAUCUCGUCCACUAAAGGACCCCUACAGGUCUCCAACCGAAACUCUGGGACAGUCAUUCCUCCCCCUCUGGUUCGAGGUGGAACGCAGGUCUCAAAGCACGGCUCCCAUAAUACCGUAGUCAUGCCACCCUUAGUCAGAGGCUCACAGCCCAUCACCGUGACCCCGCAGCAGAUUGCGACCCUUCGGCAGCAGCAACACUCGGGUUCUGGUCCUCCUCCUCUGCUGCUGGGCGCGCGCACCUCCGUACCCACCGUACAGGUGCAGGGCCAGAGGAUCAUUCAGCAGGGCCUGAUCCGUGUGGCCAGUGUAGCCAAUGCAAACGUCCUGGUCUCACAGGCCUCCUCAACCAGUUUGAAGAGCUCUCAGUCUGGUCUGGGCAGCAUCACCUCUGUCAACGCCAACGAGUCUCCUGCCAGCCGGCAGGCCGCCGCCAAGCUUGCGUUACGGAAACAGCUGGAAAAAACCCUCCUUGAGAUUCCACCACCUAAACCUCCAACACCGGAGCUUAAUUUCCUGCCCUCAGCAGCUAAUAAUGAAUUCAUCUACCUGGUGGGGCUGGAAAUGGUGGUCCAGAACCUGCUAGAUACACUGGCUAAAAGUAAGCAGCCACAGACAGAGUCUGCAUCCACCCCGGCACCCAAGGAGCCCUUCACUUGCUCCCAGUGCCAGACGGACUUCACCUCUCGCUGGAGGCAGGAGAAGAGCAGUGGCACCAUCCUGUGUGAGCAGUGCAUGAGCUCCAACCAGAAGAAAGCCCUGAAGGCUGAGCACACCAGCCGCCUGAAGGCAGCCUUCGUCAAAGCCCUGCAGCAAGAGCAAGAGAUCGAGCAGCGCAUCCUGCAGCAGGCGGCCUCGUCCGUCUCCAAGACCACCACCACCUCAUCUUCUUCCUCCUCAUCCUCGCCGGUGAUUAAAUCCGAUCACGUGCUGGUGUCGCCGCAGUACAAGCAGGUGAGCACGUCGCUGUCCCAGCAGACCAACAGGGGGAUGUCUAUCGGUCGAUACCACACCACCACCAUCAAACAGACUCCAGGCCAGCUGUCCCGUAGUGUACAGCAGGCGCUGAGUGCGGGCGCACGCGGGGUGAGCCACAGCUUCUCCACAUCCUCCCAGCUCCAGAAUGCCGUCACGGCCGCCUCGCUGGUCAGCAGGCCAGGUAAGCACGCCGUGAGGGCAGGGGAAAAGGGCACCAGCAGCAGCAACCCAACCACCAAUACCUGGAGGAAACAGAACAGCGGCACUGCAGGUGUCACCAUGGCUUAUGUCAACCCCAGUCUGUCCGUGCACAGGACGACGUCUCCGGUGGACCGUCAGCGAGAGUACCUCUUGGACAUGAUCCCUUCCCGCUCCAUUUCCCAAACGGCAAACACAUGGAAAUAGUGCCCUGAAUAAAUCACCCGAAAAUGUCUCAUAAUUAUAAUCCUGUUUUUUUGGACAUGUGGUCGGUUAUCCGUAU